This is a messenger RNA of Podarcis raffonei (Aeolian wall lizard), 3229 nucleotides long. Its product is annotated as 2-acylglycerol O-acyltransferase 3-like. Gene Ontology annotation, cellular component: endoplasmic reticulum membrane. The record is from RefSeq and is a predicted model, not a curated record. Gene Ontology annotation, molecular function: diacylglycerol O-acyltransferase activity. The transcript has 7 exons. Lineage: Eukaryota; Metazoa; Chordata; Lepidosauria; Squamata; Lacertidae. Gene Ontology annotation, biological process: triglyceride biosynthetic process. The coding region runs from base 39 to 1019 and encodes 326 amino acids.
UCUCCCCAGGAUCUCUUCCUGCAACCCAGGGUCAGAAGAUGGCUCUGAAGAAACACCUGGAGGCUCUUAGCGUCUUCCAGUGGGUCCUCACCUUCCUCUUCUUUGGUGCCUUCUUCUCCGUUCUCCUGGUCUACCUGCUCUUCACCUCCUUCUGGCCUAUCAGCGUCUUGUAUUUCGCCUGGUGGAUCUUCGACUGGGAUACGCCAGAGAGAGGUGGGCGCCGCAGCGACUGGGUGAGGCGCUGGAGAGUCUGGGAGCUCCACCGGGAUUAUUUCCCCAUCAAGCUGGUGAAGACGGCCGAGCUGCCCCCGACGCGGAACUACGUCCUGGGCUCCCACCCCCACGGGAUCAUCUGCGCGGGGGCCUUUUCCGCCUUCUGCACCGAGGCCACGGGCUUCUCCCGCACCUUCCCUGGCCUCCGCCCCAGCCUGACCGCCCUCGCAGGGGUCUUCCGCGUGCCCGUCUACCGGGACUACAUGAUGAGCUUCGGGUUGGUCCCGGUCAACAAAAGGUCCCUUGGCUUCCUCCUGAGUGGCCCCCCCGGGCACGCGGUGGCCAUCGUGGUGGGGGGCGCGUCCGAGAUGCUGGACAGUGUCCUAGGAGAGCAUCGCGUCCGCCUUCAAGGGAGGAAGGGCUUCGUGCGCCUGGCGCUGCAACACGGGGCUGACCUGGUGCCCGUUUACACCUUUGGGGAGACUGACAUUUACCGACAGAUCCGCUUCCCCGAGGGCAGCUUCGCUCGCCGCUUCCAGCUCGGUUUCAAGCAGCUGACCGGCUUGGCCCCUUGCCUCUUCAGCGGGAGGGGCCUCUUCUCCAGCACCUCUUGGGGGAUCCAGCCCAUGGCUGCCCCCCUCACGGUGGUGGUGGGGAAGCCUAUCCCGGUCCCGCUCCGCCCACGCCCCACCGAGGACGAGGUGAACAGCUUCCACGCUCUCUAUGUCGAGGCCCUGAAGGAGCUCUUUGACGCCCAUAAAGAAUCCUGCGGCCUCCCGGCCUCCCAGCAGCUCCUCAUCACCUAGACGGACCCGAACUUGACCCGAAGCAGCAUCAGGGGACACAAGGUUGUGAUUGGGGGGAGACACGCGGGAGACUUUGGCCCCCCAUCCCCAUCUGUACACACUGAUACGGAAGGGGGGGCAUGUCUUCUUCACCCUUCCGCUGGUCACCAGAGGGUCCGAGGCGAUGACCUCAAGGGCACCCAGCCCCACAUGGACCCCUCAGCCCCCACACCAUUGCACAAGCACCACACUUUACCCCAAGCCCCAUAAAUAAAGUGCCUUUCCCCCCUUUCCUACACUGAUCUGCUAUUACGGGCGAAAUAAGCCCAAAAAUCUUAUGCCUUCCCUCCCGCUCUAGUUUUACUAUGGGUAGACUGUAUAAAGUUGUAUUUCCUAUCUUUUGAAUGGGUGCGUUAUACCCAAUCAGAACCAUGCAUUCGUCUUGCAGAGCUAGCUCAGCGAGCUCCUGCACGCCUCAUUUAACCUCUUGACAAGCUGCUGACGGCUCUCUGCUGGGAGAACAAUGGAACCGAAACUUGUGAACUCAUAAAACUGUCAAAUUUCGCUACAAUGUAUCCAUUUUGUUUCUGACUUCAAUUGUCAAUAUAAAAUGGGCUAAAAUCUUUUAAAAUUAAUAUAAAAUCAACCACAACACCGAUUUUCUUGCUUUUGGUGCCAAUCGGCUCAAUUUCUCUAGGACUCCAUGACACCUCCCCUGUCCUCCAUAAUCCCUCAAGCCCUAAUCCUGUCAAAUCACUCUGCCAAGCCUUUCCUCCGGGCAAUGCCAGGUGGCAGACUAUGCAUACAUGGACCAUUGUCUUCUCAUCACCGGUACUCAGGAUGUGCUUAUCUACGCAUAUCUCCAGCUCUGCAUAUUCCCCCCUCCCUCCUCCAUAUGUUAAUCCUGUGUAACCCAACCUCUUCUUAAUGUAUUCAUGAUGUAAUCUAUGUAACCCAACCUCUUCUUAAUGUAUUCAUGAUGUAACUGUGAUGUAUUUUGCACUGUAUUCUGGGACAUGGAGGGAAGUUUUAAAAGUUCAUGUCACCCCUUCCUCGCUGUUCAAUCUCGCCUUGAACCUGUUGCGCAAUAAACUUGGAUCUUCUGCAGCUUGCUCCUGUCUCUGGCUGAGCUCAUUUUUCCUCCGCAGGGACCCGCGGACUUAGUCCGACGAGCUGGGUGGCAGAGCAGCCUCGCACCCAGAUUUUACCGUAACAACACCGUUUCCAAUAAAAGGCGCUGUGCCUGAUGUCUGAUUUUGGGUCCUUGGUGCCCGAACCCCCCCUUUUGUGCUCGCCUGUGGAGCCCAAGGCUGGUUGUCUCAUUCACACGUGCAUUAUGAAGGCAAGGUCUGCAGGGCCCGGCAGCCAGAGAAGCAGGCCGUGGCCCUGUUAGAAUACCUGCUCCAUCACUGCCGUCAUGGGAUUGUUGUCUUUUACAUGACGGUGUAUGUUUUGACUCCACAGAGUGGGAAGUGACGGAGACAGGAUGUUUGUGUUCUGUGAAGUGGGACUAUUGUCCUUUGUUCUUCCUCUUUGCCGUCUGAUGCUAGAAAGAGAGGGAGCCAUGUUGCAGUGCUCCGUGUGUGUUUAUAUGUAAAUAAAGUAGAUUAGCCAAAAUGCUGAGUUCUGUUACGCAUGAUGUGCAUACUCUGCAGAUCCCUAAGUGUGCUGGUGUCAGUUGGCAUCGGUCCAGGCUGAAGAAAGCUUUUGAAGCUCCCAAACGAUCGAUCAGGAGGGAGAGAACAUGCCAGUCAGGCAUGUGUCUCUGCCAGGGUCCUACUCGGGUGUAGCCUGAACUCCUGACAGGCCCUGGAUCCAUGGCGCUGGCUUGAGGGUGCUGCCCACAUGCCCUGCGGGUGAGCAGCUAGGAGCUUGCCUGUCUGCAAGAGAAAAGAUCAUUUGGACAUGCAGGCCUAGCUCUUACACGGAAAAUGGGGGCUGUUACAGAAAUUACGGGGGGGGGCACAUCUUUAAAGUUAAAUAUUACAAAUAUUAUGCCUGAGUGUAUCCUUUCAACUUGACAGCUCAGGGAAGUUACCUAGCUUUAAAAUAAUAUAAAAUCAUCUCCUUUCCCAGUUUCCUCCAUUCCAAAGCUAUUUUCCCCUUGAAAAAGGACUCCAGAAAGUUCUCAGAUUUGACAAUUGCUGGGCUCAUGGUUAGCCAAGGGAAGCCAAAUCUCAUCACCUGACUCGCCUCAGGCUCCAGACAUGCAAAGGAACUUCUACUGUACU